AGAGGAAGAAGACAGCAGUCCUGGAGUGUCCUUCUCACUCUCUUCAGAAGAGUCGGAGAUGGAGCCUGAGGAAGAAAGGAUCCGUUACAGCCAAAGACUGCGUGGCACGAUGAGGCGGCGUUAUGAGGACGAUGGCAUCUCCGACGAUGAAAUUGAAGGGAAGAGGACAUUUGACCUCGAGGAAAAGCUGUCCACCAACAAGUUUAACUCCACCUUCGUGGUCUUCAUGGAAGGCAAAGACUUCACAGUUGAAUACAUCCAGCGGGGUGGCCUGAGAGACCCUCUCAUCUUCAGGAGCUCUGAUGGCCUGGGAAUAAAGAUGCCAGAUCCGGACUUCAGCGUGAAUGAUGUGCGGCUGUGUGUCGGGAGCCGACGGAUGGUGGAUGUCAUGGAUGUGAACACGCAGAGGGAUAUUGAGAUGUCCAUGGCACAGUGGGCACGCUACUACGAAACACCGGAGGCCGAGCGGGAGAAACUUUACAAUGUCAUCAGCCUGGAGUUCAGCCACACCAAACUGGAGAACCUGGUGCAGAGACCUGCUACGGUGGAUUUGAUUGACUGGGUUGAUAACAUGUGGCCCAGACACCUGAAGGAGAGCCAGACAGAGUCUACAAAUGCUAUCCUGGAGAUGCAAUAUCCAAAGGUGCAGAAAUACUGUCUGAUGAGUGUCAAGGGCUGCUACACAGAUUUCCACGUGGACUUCGGUGGUACUUCUGUGUGGUACCACAUCCACCGAGGGGGAAAGAUCUUCUGGCUGAUCCCUCCUACACCCCAGAACCUGGAGCUCUAUGAAAACUGGCUUCUCUCAGGGAAGCAGGGAGACAUUUUUCUUGGGGACAGAGUGUCAGAGUGCCAGCGCAUCGAGCUCAAGCAGGGCUACACAUUUGUCAUCCCCUCAGGUUGGAUCCAUGCUGUGUACACUCCCAUGGACACGCUGGUUUUUGGAGGCAACUUCUUACACAGCUUCAACAUCCCUAUGCAGCUCCGGAUCUACAGCAUCGAAGACCGCACGCGGGUCCCAAAUAAGUUUCGUUAUCCCUUCUAUUACGAGAUGUGUUGGUACGUGCUGGAGCGCUAUGUCUACUGCAUCACUAGCCGCUCACACCUGACCAAGGACUUCCAGAAGGAAUCGCUCAGUAUGGAUAUGGAGCUGAGCUCCUCGGACUCGGUAAACAUGGAAGAAGAGGAGGAGGAGGAAGAAGAGGAGGAUGCAGCAGGGAAGGAACCCAGGCGACCGGUCACAAGGCGGUCCAUUCUCACCAGCCCCAUAGCCAACGGUGCCAAUGUGGACUAUGAUGAACUGGGCAGGAGCUGCCGGAGCAGCCUGCCAGGUCUGAAGAAGACCCCAUCUAUAGACUCUUCUGACUCCAGCCGGGGCUCCCAAAAUGGCCAGGCCUGGGACCCGAACAGUGGCAGCCCACGCAAGAGCAGGAAGGUGCACCUGACGCAGUUUGAGCUGGAGGGGCUGCGCUGCCUCGUGGACAAACUGGAGUCGCUCCCUCUGCACAAGAAGUGCGUUCCCACCGGCAUUGAGGAUGAGGACGCCCUCAUCGCUGACGUCAAGCUGCUGCUAGAAGAAUACGCGAACAGCGACCCCAAACUGGCACUUACAGGCAUUCCCAUCGUCCAGUGGCCCAAGAGAGAUAAGCUAAAGCUCCAGGCCCGGCUGAGGGUGCGCCUGCCCACCAUCCCCAUCACCAAGCCACACACCAUGAAGCCGACCCCCCGCCCGACACCCGUCAGGCCUACGGUCUCUCCCAUCGUGUCAGGCGCCAGGCGGAGGCGGGUGCGGUGCCGAAAAUGCAAGGCUUGCAUGCAGGGCGAGUGUGGCAUGUGCCACUAUUGCAGGGACAUGAAGAAGUUUGGCGGGCCUGGCCGCAUGAAGCAGUCCUGCGUCCUCCGGCAAUGCUUAGCGCCCAGGCUGCCUCACUCGGUCACGUGUGCACUUUGCGGGGAGGUGGAUCAGAACGAGGACUCACAGGACUUUGAGAAGAAGCUCAUGGAGUGCUGCAUCUGCAACGAGAUUGUUCACCCUGGCUGCCUGCAGAUGGAUGGGGAAGGACUGCUCAACGAUGAGCUCCCUAACUGCUGGGAGUGCCCCAAAUGCUACCAGGGUGACGACGCAGAGAAGGGCCAGGAGGGCGAGGAGGAGGAGGACCAGAAGGGGGAGGAGGGGGGGGCGGCCCGGCUCAACGGCCGAGGGGGCCGGGUGCAGGAGGGCGAGGAGAGCUGGAUGCAGCGCGAGGUGUGGAUGUCCGUCUUCCGCUACCUCACUCGCAGGGAGCUCUGCGAGUGCAUGCGGGUGUGCAAGACCUGGUACAAGUGGUGCUGUGACAAGAGAUUGUGGACAAAGAUAGAUUUGAGCAGGUGCAAGUCCAUCACCCCCCAGGCGCUGAGUGGCAUCAUCAAAAGACAGCCGGUCAGCCUCGACCUCAGCUGGACCAAUAUCUCCAAAAAACAGCUUACGUGGCUCGUCAACAGGCUGCCAGGCCUGAAAGACCUCAUCUUAGCGGGCUGUUCCUGGUCUGCGGUCUGUGCUCUCAGUACCUCCAGCUGCCCCCUUCUCAGGACCCUCGAUCUUCGGUGGGCAGUAGGAAUCAAGGACCCUCAGAUCCGGGACUUACUCACGCCUCCGACAGACAAACCCAGUCAGGACAAUCGCAGCAAACUCCGCAACAUGAUCGAUUUCCGGCUCGCCGGCCUGGACAUCACCGACGCCACGCUGCGGCUGAUCAUCCGCCAUAUGCCCCUGCUCUCCCGCCUCGACCUCAGCCACUGCAACCACCUUACGGACCAGUCAGCCAACCUCCUCACGGCCGUGGGCUCUUCCACACGCAACUCCCUCACCGAGCUCAACAUGGCAGGCUGCAAUAAGCUGACGGACCAGGCCUUGCUGUACCUGCGCCGCAUCUCCAACGUCACUCUAAUCGACCUGCGAGGUUGCAAACAGAUCACCCGCAAAGCCUGUGAGCACUUCAUCUCGGACCUGUCCAUCAACAGCCUCUACUGCCUGUCCGAUGAGAAGCUGAUCCAAAAAAUCAGCUAGAGACCCUCCCCGGGGCAGACUGAGGAGAAGGAAAAGAGCCCAUCCCACCCCUCUCGGAGAGCCGCUCCUCCACAUCCCCACCUUGCCAUCUGUGUCCUGCCGCUGCCUCCCACCUGACUCGGCAGGCAGGGCCGCUGCUGGCCUCGCUCCACCGUCCUUCCUCCUCCUCCCCCGGGACUUCUGCCGAUGAAGAUGUCCCGCCAGGCUGGCCAGUACCAGAGGAGGAACGGGCAAAUGGCAGGGAGCCUCAGCCCAGAGGCUGGCUGCUCCCAAGGCGGAGGUUGUAAUAAGAGAUCUCUGUGCAGAGAAAUGGGGCACCCUCUUCCCCCAGCUUUUCCCCUCCUCCCCGUCAUCUCCUUGCCUUGAAACACUUGUCACUUCCCCCGUUAGCACAAAGCUUGAGGGUCAAGGUCUCUCCAAGGAAGCGGGAGCAGAGCUGGAACAAAACGUACCCCCUCCGGGCCACCACCAGCUCGUUGCUUGCCCUGCGCUCUCAGCCCCCUUAACGAUUUCCC
This is a messenger RNA of Pygoscelis adeliae (Adelie penguin), 3561 nucleotides long. It is a transcript of the gene KDM2A, whose product is annotated as lysine (K)-specific demethylase 2A. Gene Ontology annotation, biological process: protein demethylation; regulation of transcription by RNA polymerase II. Gene Ontology annotation, molecular function: transcription coregulator activity; protein binding; zinc ion binding. The transcript has 20 exons. The record is from RefSeq and is a predicted model, not a curated record. Lineage: Eukaryota; Metazoa; Chordata; Aves; Sphenisciformes; Spheniscidae. Bases 59 to 3046 code for a protein of 995 amino acids.